Molecule: messenger RNA, 348 nt
Organism: Anisakis simplex (herring worm)
Lineage: Eukaryota; Metazoa; Nematoda; Chromadorea; Rhabditida; Anisakidae
Source: the annotation of a GenBank genome assembly
UCUGAUGUUUUAGCAAAUGACUGGUCAAAGUUCUCUUGGAGACUAUCCGAAGAUUCUCUACUAUGCAACGUUUCGGGAUCAGUUGUUUCGAAAGUACGCUUUCCACCCACCAAGGAUCCACGAACGUUCUCGGUUCGAAUCCUUGCCGGUCGUGGACCAAGAUGUUUUCGUAAUCUGACAAUUGAAAAUGAGCAAAUUUUGGGAUGUCCGCCAUUGCUGAACAGAAAUCUCUUCCAGUCGACAUCUUUCGAGUGUGGAUGUGAUGCUAGAACAUUAUCGGGCGCUGAACAACUAAUCCAUCAUAAAGGUUAUAAUAUGAGCGCUUCGUUUAGUGAGUUCAUUGCUUGA